GCGAGGCAGACAUAUAGUUUACCAGAGACUUUCUUGUCUCCGUCAAGGACAAGAACAAGAACAAGAACAAGAACGAAGCAAGAGAGACAGAGCAUGAAGUUCGCAGUAAAGGCAUGGAACAACGGAAGGGCACGUUCAGGGGUGCUGCAGCUGGGCCGCUGCCCGAGCCCAAUAGAGACACCUUCUCUUCUCCUUUCUACACGUAAAGGGCUGCCCUUUUUUAUCCCCCCUGACUUCCUUCCCUCUCUUCCUUCUCCUGAUUCCCAUCUACUCCAAGUCUGCCCCUUGCACUUUUUGGAAGGCCUUUCACCUAAAACGAUAUCAAAUAUUGGAGGACUUCAUCAAAUGCUUGGUCUGCAUGACUAUGUACUUGCAGCUGUAGGAAGGGACUCUAUUCAAUGCCUUCCAGAGUGUAACAGCACAAACAAAAUUGGAGCAUCAUUUGAGACUCCUUGCGGUCGUCUUUUGAUUAAACCUGUAGAAUACAUGGAAUUGAUUUCUUCAUUGAGGCCGAAUCUAUGGGCCACUUUGGCUGAUGAAGUGCCUACUUGGGUAUCUGAAAAGAGAAACAAGACCUCGGUGGAUCGAACUAUAAGAUGGCUUGAUGAAUGCAUUGCAUUAAGCCCAGCAGGUGGAGCUGUUUUUGGAGCCAUUGUUGGAGGGUCUAGUAUAGAAGAACGCCAGCGAUGUGCACAAGAGGUAGCCGGUCGAAAUGUAUCAGGUUUCUCCAUCUUUUCAAUUAACUUAAGUUAUUUGUGAAGAAGAUUCGGUCAUUGCUUGGAGAAGUUACAGUUGAUGAUGCCAACAUAAUCUCUCCAGCUCCUCACUUAUAUCUUUCCAUGUUGUUAGUGUUUACUGUAUAGACCACCAACAUGGUCAUCUAAGCAUUAGUCUUAUAUUUCCUUGUGAUUUUUUGUUGUAUUUAAUGAAUGUUGUUGUUUCUAAACAGAAAAAAAAAAAAAAAAAAACCACAUACCUUUGUGCAAGAAGUAGGAAAUAAAACCCAUCCUCCUUUCAAUUAUCCAUUGCUAGAAUCAUUUGAAUUUUUUUUUGUCUAUGCAUAGUUUUAGUGGUAUUAAGUGAUUAUUUUAGGAUAUUGGCCUGUUUUAAUCGAUUAUUAUAGGAGAUUGGCUUCACUUUGGAAUUAUUUUUGGUUAUCUAUUUUUCUUUGAACUUGACCACAA
Molecule: messenger RNA, 1184 nt
Organism: Corylus avellana
Lineage: Eukaryota; Viridiplantae; Streptophyta; Magnoliopsida; Fagales; Betulaceae
Source: RefSeq, a predicted model, not a curated record